Messenger RNA from Suillus discolor, 477 nucleotides. RefSeq lists its product as uncharacterized. The record is from RefSeq and is a predicted model, not a curated record. The coding region runs from base 112 to 372 and encodes 86 amino acids. Lineage: Eukaryota; Fungi; Basidiomycota; Agaricomycetes; Boletales; Suillaceae. The transcript is spliced from 10 exons.
GAGGAAAUCACCAUCAUGCCGAUUUUGAUACAAGCGCUGAGCGCUGAAUGCUGGUAUAUAUAGCAUGAACGCUAGACCGUUAUACACUCCUAACAUCUCCCAUCCUCGAAUAUGACUGUAGUCUCAAAUGAUCCCAGUUGGUGGCCCUACGUCAAUUUCAGUAUUUUGUUCAGCUAUUGGAUUGUUGCCGCAGGCAUCGUGGUGGUAUACGAUUGGUUAUUAACACUCGCACAAGAGAUUGACCUCAUUUGGACCCAACGCUGGUCUCUCGUGACCGUGCUGUACCUAGUCACACGCUAUGUUGGAAUACCAUAUUCUGUUGCUAUCAUUCUACAAUACAUCACGUGGGUCUCGUUGACAGAUGCAGGGUGAGUGCGAUUUGACCAUCGGACUUGGCUCCACAUAAUGACUCAAUAGGUGCAAUAUCAUGAACUAUGCAAUAAAUGGGACAAAUGUGAUCGUAACUGCCAUGUUGGG